This is a messenger RNA of Pelodiscus sinensis (Chinese soft-shelled turtle), 945 nucleotides long. The record is from RefSeq and is a predicted model, not a curated record. Lineage: Eukaryota; Metazoa; Chordata; Testudines; Trionychidae.
AUGGGGAACCCAGAACAUAGAAAUGAAACGUCCAUCACAGGAUUCAUCCUCCUGGGACUUGGAAUUCUUCCAGAAUUGCAAACUUUUCUCUUCCUGCUCUUUCUACUAAUCUACAUUGUAACUGUGGCUGGGAACUUCCUCAUCGUGGUGCUGGUGGUGGCUGAUCGGCACCUGCACACCCCCAUGUACUUCUUCCUUGGCAACUUGUCCUGCCUGGAGAUCUGCUACAGCUCCACCCUCCUGCCCAAGAUGCUGGCCAGUAUCCUGACUGGGGACCGGACCAUUUCCUUCAGUGGGUGCCUCACCCAAUAUUAUUUCUUUGGUUUUCUGGUUGCCACUGAAUGCUUUCUCUUAUCGGUGAUGUCUUAUGACCGGUAUCUAGCGAUAUGCCACCCACUGCAUUACGCAGUCCACAUGAGGGGCAGGGCCUGGCUACGGCUGGCAGCUGGGUCAUGGCUAGGGAGCUUCCUAGGUAAUGGCAUAUCAAUGUUGUCAGUCUCCCAGUUAACUUUCUGUGGCCCCAACGCUAUCGACCAUUUCUUUUGUGAUCUUGUCCCUCUGAUACGUCUCUCCUGCAAUGACCCAAAGAUGAUGGAAACUCUGGCUUUCAUAUACAGCUUCAUUUUCUUGCUGGGCCCGUUCCUACUCACCGUGACGUCCUACAUCUGCAUCAUCGCCACCAUCCUGAGGAUCCCGUCCACCAGAGGGCGGCAAAAGGCCUUUUCCACCUGCUCCUCCCAUCUCAUCGUGGUGACCAUUUACUAUGGAACACUGCUCAUUGUCUACAUGUUCCCAACCACCGAACUCAUGGGGGACUUGAAGAAAGUUCUCUCUGUUGCCUACAUGGUCCUGACUCCCCUGGCCAAUCCCCUCCUCUACAGCCUGAGAAACAAAGAGGUGAAGGAAUCCCUGAGGAAAGCUAGGAAGAAAUUCUUCUUUGGAUGA